AUGCUAGCAGUGGGGACCGAUAGGACGGCAGGGACGAGAACGGCAACCGGUAAUGGGAAAGGGGAACGGGAAACGGAGAGCGAAGAUCGGGAAGCAGGGAACGGGGAACCGAGAAUCAAGAACGAGGACUGGAGAUGGGUCAUAAUUGUUGGACAAUUUCAACAUUUCGUUGUCGAUCGGCCGGUGGUCGGUCGGUCUGUCGGAUGGGGACAGGGAUGGUCGGUCGGUUGUUCGGUCGCGCACAGACAGGGCCCAGCAACGAGGUAA
Angiostrongylus costaricensis is the source of this 267-nucleotide messenger RNA. The record is from the annotation of a GenBank genome assembly. Lineage: Eukaryota; Metazoa; Nematoda; Chromadorea; Rhabditida; Metastrongylidae.